This is a messenger RNA of Colossoma macropomum (tambaqui), 4328 nucleotides long. It is a transcript of the gene ralbp1, whose product is annotated as ralA binding protein 1. Gene Ontology annotation, cellular component: membrane. Gene Ontology annotation, molecular function: small GTPase binding; GTPase activator activity. The record is from RefSeq and is a predicted model, not a curated record. The transcript has 11 exons. Gene Ontology annotation, biological process: endocytosis; small GTPase-mediated signal transduction; positive regulation of GTPase activity. Lineage: Eukaryota; Metazoa; Chordata; Actinopteri; Characiformes; Serrasalmidae. The coding region runs from base 208 to 2223 and encodes 671 amino acids.
CGGGCACGUAAACAAGCAACGGGAAGCAGCACCCUGAAACCGUCCCGUCCUGAGCAGAAAUCGAAAUUCAUAUGCAUUUCAUCAAGGCUACGUUUUUCCAGUCUUCAGCUGUCCAGUUUUGGUGGUAUGGCGAGGUGACGUGUCAUCAGAGUGCAACCAAUAGCAGGGCAGUGUGCUGUGUGGAGCCAGUAGGAACACAGGAGCGAGAUGACGGAGUGCUUCCUGCCUCCCAGUAGCAGCCCUGCGGAGCAGCGGCGGGCGGAGCACCCUGGAGGCGUGCCUCGCACUCCCAGCUCAGAGGAGAUCAGCCCCACUAAAUUCCCGGGCCUAUACCGCACGGGUGAACCCUCACCCCCCCACGACGGACACCACCAUGAGCCCCCCGAUGCAGCCUCAGACGACGACAAGGAGCACAGCAAGAAGAAGAACAAGUUCAAGAAGAAGGAGAAACGCACUGAGGGCUACGCUGCCUUCCAGGAGGACAGUUCGGCCGAUGAGGCGGAGAGCCCGUCCAAGAUGAAGCGCUCCAAAGGUAUUCAUGUCUUCAAGAAGCCCAGCUUCUCCAAGAAAAAAGAAAAGGACUUCAAAGUGAAGGAGAAAGUGCCCAAAGAGGAGAAAGCCAAGGACAAGAAGUCCAAGGACCUCACUGCGGCUGAUGUGGUCAAACAGUGGAAGGAGAAAAAGAAGAAGAAGAAGCCCAGCACCACUGAACAGGAGCCUGUCGCUGUGGAGACACCGGCCACAAUCAGGCCAAUAUUUGGGGCGCCGUUGGCCGAAGCGGUCAGGAGGACGGCUCUGUAUGAUGGGAUCCAACUGCCAGCUAUUUUCCGCGAGUGCUUGGACUACAUUGAGAGCUAUGGCAUGAAAUGUGAAGGAAUCUACCGUGUUUCCGGAAUGAAGUCUAAGGUGGAUGAGCUGAAGGCAGCGUAUGACCGUGAGGAGUGUCCAUGCCUGGAGGAGUAUGAUCCACACACGGUGGCCAGUCUGCUGAAGCAAUACCUGCGUGAACUUCCUGACAACCUGCUGGGCCGUGAGCUGGCCCCGCGUUUUGAGGAGGCGUGUGGGCGGCCCAGCGAAGCCGAGAAGCUGCAGGAGUUCCAGCGGCUGCUGACAGAGGUGCCGGCUGGCAGCAGGCUGCUUUUGGCCUGGCUCAUCACCCACAUGGACCAUGUGAUCGCCCGCGAGGCUGACACCAAGAUGAACAUCCAGAACAUCUCCAUUGUCCUCAAUCCCACCGUGCAGAUUGGGAACCGGGUCCUCUAUGUGUUCUUCACCCACGUUCGGGAGCUGUUUGGCGACGUGGUUCUGAAGCCAGUGGUGCGGCCCCUGCGCUGGUCCAACAUGGCCACUAUGCCGGCCUUGCCUGAGACCCAGGAGAGCAUUAAAGAAGAGAUACGGCGACAGGAAUUCCUGCUGAACUGCCUCCACAGAGACUUGCAGGCCGGUAUAAAGGACCUGUCUAAAGAGGAACGGUUGUGGGAGGUGCAGCGUAUCCUCACCGCUCUCAAACGCAAACUCCGUGAGGCCAAGAGACAGGAGUGUGAGAGUAAGAUAGCACAAGAGAUCGCCAGCCUGUCUAAAGAGGAUGUGUCCAAAGAGGAGAUGUCUGAGAAUGAAGAAGAGGUGCUUAACAUCCUCCUGGCUCAGGAAAACGAGAUAUUGACAGAGCAAGAGGAGCUGAUCUCCCUUGAGCAGGUCUUGCGCAGGCAAAUUGCCACAGAGAAGGAAGAGAUUGAACGGCUGCGUGCUGAGAUUGCUGACAUACAGAGCCGGCAGCAGGGCCGGAGUGAGACGGAGGAGUACUCGUCCGACAGUGAGAGCGAGAGUGAAGAUGAGGAGGAGCUGCAGAUGAUCCUGGAGGAUUUACAGAAACAGAACGAAGAGCUGGAGAACAAGAACACCCACCUGAACCAGGCCAUCCACGAGGAGCAGGAAGCCAUCCUGGAACUCCGCGUUCAGCUCCGCCUACUUCAGAGCCAAAAGCUGCAGCAGGAGCUCACAGCCCCUCCCACAGCAGAACAGGCCCUGCCCAUGCAGCCCAGCCCAGAGGAGCGAUCCAGGGUUGAUGAGCCAAUCAAACGCAACGCUUCUGUGGCCAUAGCAGUGCCAGGAGAUGCCACAGUUGCUGCUUCUGCAGCGCCAGCCAAUGGAAAGCCUGGAAAGGACAAUUUAAAACCUUCACCUAGCAAAACAUACGCGGUCAGUCAAAAUCCACCACUCUAGAUCAAACGCCCCAGUGGUUUUACACACUGGUGUGACAUUAGGGGUGACGUUCAGCCCCUAGCAUCACUCACAGGCCUCAGAUAAGGUUCGCUGAAGGUGAACUGAAUGUUGUUUCCACACUGGGACCACAGUUAGGUGGGUAAGAUUGGGGAGUUGGCUUAAAGAUAAAUUUAAGAAGGCAAAGUAAUUAAGUGAGGGGUCAAUCAGCAGCUGGUGAGUAGGGGUGCCUUUUUUUUGUUUUUGUUUUUGGGACUGGGGUCAUCAUGCCCUGAAUAAUUUUAUUCAUUCUAUAUUUUUAAUUUAAUCCAAUAUAAGAAGUUUAGCCAAAAAGAAAGUUGCUUUACCAACAGAUUUCACCCUUGCCCUAAAACUCUCCCUUAGUUUCGUGUCUCAAGACAACCAGGGAAAUCAUUUCCACCUGUCUUCAAAUAAUUUUGAAUUAAUUUAAAAUAGCAGGUUAUUUUUAAGAAAAAAGAUAUUGUUUGAAUGGGAUGAGAAAUAUAUUGGUCUAUUAAUUUGUUUUUUUUUCUCUUGGGAUCCAAAAUGUCAUCCUAGCUCUUUCUAGUGAACUGAAGGGGUGUGUGUGUGUGUGUGUGUGUGUGUGUGUGUGUGUGUGAGAUGAAACAUUGUGCCAUAUGUGAGUGUAACCAUAAGCAUAAGUUUUUCAAUGAAGAAACUGUUAAGACAAAGAAGUUAAGAUGCACCUAUAUUAUAUAUUUACUGAAAUAAAUUACAGAGGAUUGUUUGUAUUAAGUAUGCCAUUUAUUUGGUCAUAUACAGGACUGUGUAAAAGUCAGAAACCACCGUCAUUUAUUUAAUUUCCAGUCAAAAUGGCCAUUAAGUACAGGUGCUUCAUUUUUCAAGAGAUACUUCUGAAAAGAUUAGCUAUAAGAUAAUCUACUUGCAAAAGGAAAGAGAAAGUUGAAGUGAAAAAAGAGGAAGUCAUAAAUUGAUCAAAAGAUUAAACCGCCAACCAUGCAAGAGCUGGUAGACCACCAAAACCGUCACCAUCAGAUAAACAGCACUUAAAGCUUUCAUCUUGGAGAGAGAGGAGAAAAUCAAGCUCCACUCUUGCUUCAGAUCUGAAAAAAAUCCACUGUGCAAAGACAACUCAGCACUAUGAAUCUGAAAGGAUGUGUAGCUGUCAAGAAGCCCUUACUGAGAAAUGGAAAUUUUGCAAGUCUCCCAAAUGCAGAAGCAUAUAAUGUUGUUCAUGUUCAGUUAAUAAACAGUUGACAUCAUGUUCUAGAACUGGUAACACUUUUUUUGGAGGGUUUUCAUAUGUAGCUUUGUUUAAGUUUAGUAUUUCAGCUAUAACAACUACACUAGCUAUAUUUUGAAGCACAAACGGAGUAUUUUUGAUGGAUGAUGGAAAGCUUUAUGUUGCUAAAUGGUGAAAAAUGGUGUGAAGUUGUGCCACUGUGUGUUUAUAAAGUCUUACGAAAUGCAUAGUAAUGUUUUUUGUUUUUAAAAUGAGUAUACAACUCCAAAUUGUUACCAAUACUACAUGUACCACAUGACAUUAUCUAAUUAAUAUGCAGGAUGACUACAGCCCUGUUAUGUCAUAUUAAUUGUUUAAUUAUGAAGUUUUUUUUUCCUUAAAUAAAUAUUACUUAUUGUAUUGCUUUAUUAUAGAUUGCUUUGGAAGAAAAAUCACCCAAAAACAUCUUCUACUGGAACACUGAGAAUAUUGUCUUUCUCUCCAAAUGUCACUUCUGCUUAGCCCUGUAUGUCAUGUUUUUUCCUUUUAUCUUUGUGAGCACCCCCCCCCUUUAUUGUUCUGAGGCUGUCAGUCGAGAUACUGUAUAAAUCCACUCAUGAAUACUGCUGACUGUCAACUCCAUUGUGUAGGAAAGUUCUUUUUAAAAGAUCUUUUCUAAUACGACUUAUUGCAAAGACAAAUCUACUCAUUUUACAAUUAUUUUCAUGCUGUUCAUAUGGCUUUUUGUAGCUCUUUGUCAUUGCUAGCAGAAUGUUGCUGUACAAAGUGAUAAAGUGUCUGAAAAUGAACUUUAGUAUGAAUACAGUGAAUAUUGUAUUGAAUACAGUGUAAUGAAUACAGAAUGUAUUGAAUACUGUAAUAAAUACAGUGGGUACUGGUAUCA